This is a messenger RNA of Adineta ricciae, 516 nucleotides long. The record is from the annotation of a GenBank genome assembly. NCBI's taxonomy places the organism in Eukaryota, Metazoa, Rotifera, Eurotatoria, Adinetida, Adinetidae.
AUGGAACGAGAAGCGUUUCAAUAUGAUCCAGCCAAAAACUACGAUAGUCAUCCUGAACUUUGUAUUGGACGAAUGACCGAUGUUUGCUUUCAAAUGGCAUCUUUUGGAGUGUCGAAUGAGUUUGUUGACUCUGGUUUCAUGCCUACCAUCCGAGUUCAAGGACAAGUAUACCAUCCUGUAGGAUCUCUGUUACCACCUUCCAAUGACGAACCUAAAUUUCUUCAAAUUUACUUCAUGGGUGAUGAUCGGGAAGAAGUAAAACAACGUUGUAAAAACCUACCUGGCGUACGUCCGGAAAUUGUCGCGGAAUUGCAAGAAAUGAUUCAUGAGCAUAACAUUUAUAUUGAUCUUUUCGAGACUGCUCUUCAACGAAUGCCUUCUGAUCAAUACAAGAUGGUUAUUCGAGCGGACAAAAAACCUGCUGGAGAGCAUGCAAGACGUUUCAAUGAACCUGUGGUUAAUGAGGUGGCAGUCGUCAUAGCUGACAAUGAAUUUGAUAGACGAGAUGUCGCUUAG